UAUUAUUCGUACUCCUUUGGAUUUAAUACCUCGUUAAUGUUCUACGAUUUCAUUUUCUAUUUUACAAGAAUUUAAAUCUAUUUCCUAAAUUAAAAAAUCAUCAAAAUGAGUGGGGCAGUCAAGAAAAUCGGUUUAGUUAACUCAAUCAUCGCCUCAGCUAAGCCCAACUUACAAACUUUUGUGAAAUAUGCGAAAGUGGAAUUAACUCCACCUAAAUUUUCUGAUUUACCAGAGAUAAAAAACGAGAUUUCUAAAAUUAUACAAACAGCUCGAACUGGACGUUGGAAAAAUAUUACGGUCAAGGAUGCUACCCUCAAUUCACUCAUUGCUCUUGAAGUAUAUAUGUGGUUCUACGUCGGUGAAUGUAUAGGAAAGAGGCACUUAAUUGGAUAUGACAUCAAGUUAUAAAUGUAUUCAUGUAAUUUAAAGUAAAUAAUGAUUUUCUAGAUUAAAUACAAUUAUUUUGUAUCUAGAAA
This is a messenger RNA of Melanaphis sacchari, 476 nucleotides long. RefSeq names its product ATP synthase subunit g, mitochondrial-like. Gene Ontology annotation, molecular function: proton transmembrane transporter activity. NCBI's taxonomy places the organism in Eukaryota, Metazoa, Arthropoda, Insecta, Hemiptera, Aphididae. Gene Ontology annotation, biological process: proton motive force-driven ATP synthesis. The record is from RefSeq and is a predicted model, not a curated record. The transcript has 3 exons. Bases 106 to 408 code for a protein of 100 amino acids.